UUCCCCGUUUUAAACGUCAGGUUCUGACAUUGUUCAGUGGAUGAUGAAGAACCUCAACAUAGAUGAUCCUGCGGAGGCCAUACACAUCGGCAGCCUGAUCGCCGCCCAAGGCUACAUAUUCCCUAUCUCUGAUCAUGUUCUCAUCCUCAAGGAUGAUGGGACGUUAUACCGCUUUCAGGCUCCAUACUUUUGGCCCUCUAAUUGCUGGGAGCCAGAGAACACGGACUAUGCCAUCUAUCUGUGCAAACGGACCAUGCAGAACAAGACCCGGCUGGAGCUGGCGGACUAUGAGGCAGAGAAUCUAGCGAGACUACAGAGGGCUUUUGCAAGGAAGUGGGAGUUCAUCUUCAUGCAGGCUGAGGCACAGGUCAAGAUCGACAGGAAAAAAGACAAAACGGAGAGAAAGAUUCUGGAUAGUCAAGAGAGAGCCUUCUGGGAUGUUCACCGUCCUGUGCCUGGGUGUGUGAACACCACAGAGAUGGACAUCAGGAAGUGCCGCCGCCUGAAGAAUCCUCAAAGGGUGAAAAAGUCAGUGUAUGGGGUAGUGGAUGACACACAGUCUCAGAGUCCUGUACACACACCCUCCCAGCAGAGCAGCAAGGACACCAGAGAGGACAUCGAGAGAGAGAUUCUGUUCUUGAACACUCAGUUGGAUCGCCACUGUAUGAAAAUGUCCAAAGUUGCUGAGACAUUGAUGAGCUCCACAGAGCAGUAUCUUGACUAUGACCCCUUUGUGACAGUACCAGAGCCCGCUAACCCCUGGAUCAGUGAUGAUGUCACUUUCUGGGAGCUAGAGGCCAGGUUCCUUCAUCUCCGCUUGCCUGAGCCGUUCUCACAGUUCUGGUUGGCUGUGCAGGAUCUGAAGUGCCGCCCCCUGCAGGAAGUGGCGGCUCGUGCUCAGGAGAUCUGGCAAGAGUUUCUUGCUGAGGGAGCUCCCAGUGCCAUCAAUCUGGACUCGCACAGCUACGAGCGCACCAGUCAGAAUCUAAAAGACCCGGGCCGCUACAGCUUUGAAGAUGCCCAGGACCACAUCUACAAGCUGAUGAAGAGUGACAGCUACCCUCGUUUCCUGCGCUCCAAUACUUACCAGGACCUCGUGCUGGCCAGAAAGAAGCCUGAGACUGAGCAAGGUCGACGCACAUCCCUGGAGAAAUUCACUCGCAGUGUGGGCAAGUCUCUGACAAGUAAACGACUGACAGGCCUCAUGCAGUCCUCCUGACCAGUCCUGCAGUUUGCAGUUUGUUGGGGUGGAAGGAUUGAGGCCAUGACGGACCACGUGCAUGGACCACCCUCUCUCCAAAACCCACCCGAACACCGCACAGCUACCGACUCUAGAUGGCAGCAUGCAAUAAGUAAAAAAAA
Molecule: messenger RNA, 1362 nt
Organism: Sinocyclocheilus grahami
Lineage: Eukaryota; Metazoa; Chordata; Actinopteri; Cypriniformes; Cyprinidae
Product: regulator of G-protein signaling 6-like
Exons: 15
Coding region: 41-1219 (392 amino acids)
Biological process (GO): G protein-coupled receptor signaling pathway; positive regulation of GTPase activity; intracellular signal transduction
Cellular component (GO): neuron projection; cytoplasm
Molecular function (GO): GTPase activator activity
Source: RefSeq, a predicted model, not a curated record